Molecule: messenger RNA, 4444 nt
Organism: Archocentrus centrarchus (flier cichlid)
Lineage: Eukaryota; Metazoa; Chordata; Actinopteri; Cichliformes; Cichlidae
Gene: lmo7b
Product: LIM domain 7b
Exons: 29
Coding region: 150-3935 (1261 amino acids)
Biological process (GO): regulation of cell adhesion; regulation of signaling
Molecular function (GO): protein binding
Source: RefSeq, a predicted model, not a curated record
GCGGAACUUGCCAGUGAUGGGGUCUGGGUACGGACAGUCCGGUGUUAAACUGGAUGUCAAUUAGCGGAGGACUUUCACCGGCGAGCAGCCGCACCGCAGCGCAAGGUGACUAAACAAGCGGAAACUUUAAAUUUGUUCAGAAAAUUAAGAUGGAGUGGCGUCAGCAGACCAGUUUGAGCUGUGCAGACGCAUUCAACGAGGCUCAACGCUGGAUUGAGGAAGUGACUGGAAAGUUGUUUGGAUGCAGUGACUUCCGUGCUGCAUUGGAGAACGGAGUCCUGCUUUGCGACCUAAUUAAUCAGUUGAAACCUGGUAUUAUCAAAAGAGUGAACAGGCUUUCUACUCCCAUUGCUGGUCUGGAUAAUGUGAAUGUUUUCCUGAAAGCCUGCCAGAAAUUGGGACUAAAUGACUCCCAGCUGUUUCACCCAGGCGACCUGCAGGACAUUUCCACUCGUGUGACUCUCAGGCGUGAUGAAGGCAACAGACGACUCAAAAAUGUUCUGAUUACAAUAUACUGGUUGGGCCGCAAGGCUCAGCUAGACACAUUCUACACAGGUCCUCAGCUUAAUUUUAAGGCUUUUGAGGGACUGUUGGGGCUGGCCUUGUCCAAGGCUCUAGAUGAGGGCAGCAUGCUUGUGAAAGAUGGUGGGGACAGUGUGUACCAAAAUCCAGAGGAGAAAUGUCAGUACAAAAGUUACAGGAGAGAGAACUCUGCAGAUAGCAUCGAGUCCCUGGACUCCAGGACCCUGCGCCCUAACAUUGAAGGUUGUGGAAGUGACGCAGAAGCUGAGCAAGUAUUCAAGAUGGAGACGAAGCAGAUGUCUGCUCAACAAAACACAGGCUAUAUCCCACCCUCGCUUCAAAGAAAACAAGGACCGGAGGAGAAUGGACGUGGCUGUGCAAGUCCACUUAACAGAGCCAAUCAAAUCCAGGUCAGACCUGUUCAGGUCAAUCCUGGCUGGAUUUGGAGCAAAUCUCUCAGUGACAUCCCGAUGGUGUACCCUGUGCGAAAGGCUCCUGAUGCAAACACCAUUUAUGAUGAAAGUCAGGACACUGGUUUGGCAAGAGAGUGGAAUCAAGACAACAGAAGGAAGUGUAGCGUUGCUGCCAAGGAUGCUGAAGCUCAGUGGCAGGAUGAUUUGAAAAAGUGGAAGAGCCGUCGUAGGAGCACAAAGUCUGAGCUUCGUACUAAGUCACAAGAGAGAGAGCAUGUCAUGAACAAGAUGACCAACGGGGCUGUGGCCACCUUUGAAAAGAAUGAAGCAAAACUGAAAUACCAGCAAUCACCGUGGAGCAGAAACACCGCCCCUCGUCCUUACUUGACGACUUCUCCAUCAAAAUCAUCAAGCUCUGAUCUCCGGCCACAUACUCGAGCUCUGCUAGCCCGCAGCUAUGCCACUGAGACACCUUUCAGCACCACAGUUCCGCUUAGCUCCCAUAACUCACUCCACACUCAGGGUGGAGCAGUGAUUGCCCCUGAUGGAACCAUCUUGGGAGAGGAGAUCCACUUUGCUUCGCUGGAUUUAGAUGGAGCAAGAGUUGGCACACCACCUCUGGACUUCCCUGUGAGCUCUCAACCCCAAGUGAAAUCCCAGGGCAACACAGCUCCUUGCCAGUCCACAUGUGAACUUGCCCAGCCAGAAAAUGGUUUUACAAACCAAAUCUCCACUCUUGUUACAACCUUACAGCCAAAUGAGACAGGGAAAUCUAAAAGCAGCAUGAAUCCUGCUUCAUCCAUGUCUGGUGAAAGGAAAGACUUUUUUUACGUUGGUCCACAGGUUAAAUCUACUACUGAGGAAUUAUCUCAUCAGAACGACAACUCUCAGGAAGACUGUCAGAAGUCAUCUUGGGAACCAGCAGCAGAGCAAAGCAGAGCCCAGCAGACUCCAGGGGUCUACAAGUACUUGCCCAGAACUGGGUCGUGGUCUGGCUCAGCCAGCCUUCCCCGUGGUUACCGUCGGUCUGAGGGCUCAUCCCGUCUAUCCUCUGCAAUCACAGCCAGACCCUUUGGGACUAAGCAGUCCAGGGUGUCAUCGCUACCGAGAAUGUUCAAUGUAGAUGAUAAUCACGGUCUGCUGUUAAACAGUGAGAAAGAGGAUUCUUCAUCUUCGCCAUCUCUGAAAAGACAGACUGCAACUGCCCAACUGAGGGGUCAGUAUCAGGCAUCUGUUGGAGAGUCGAAUGGCAACCAGGGAAAGCAGAACGGUGCAGGACAGGGAGAGGAGGUGAAUAGUCCUAAUCUUUCCAGCCAGACCUCCUUUCAGACCAGUGGCUAUUCCAAUCGGCCCUCCAUUCAAAGCCAGAUACUGCCUCAACCUUAUUCAAAUCUACAGUCUCGUCAAAAUAAAGGCUUGACACCCUCAUCUUAUGGAAGCACAGAUCUUCCAAAGGUGGAUUACAGUGACAUGAGAGUGAGCCUUACUCUUAAACCCAACAGUAUAGCUGCCUUUGGUUUCCAUACUUACUGGGACUCCACAGGAGCAAGAGUUAAAUUCAUUCAGCCUGGCAGUCCAGCUGAGUUCUGCCAUCUGCGUGUUGACGAUGAGAUUGUGGCCGUUGAUGGAGCUGCGGUGGCACACAUGAACUACGACCAGUGGAAGGAUAAAAUGGCAUCUGCCCUGCAAACCGGCAGUCUGACCAUGGACAUUCGGCGCUAUGGCAACAAGGAUUGGAGCACCUGCGGGGGGAGUCAUCACAGCCAGUCAGGUCAGAGCAGGGUGACCCUUAAUCUGACUGCUGCUGCUGCGCCUGUCCUGAUAGGUUGCCCUGAUCACCAUGCCAACAGUGAUGCCUUUACAGAAACAGGAGACACACAAGGAUUCAAAAUCAAUGGGCACACAGGCAAUGUGAUGCAGGGUAAAGUCAUUGGUGGAGAGCUUUCUGACAAACACAGCACAGCCAGAAGUAAAGGAGGCUCAGAAUCUGCAAUAUCUGAUCUCCAGGUGCCAUCGCUCAGCCCCUCCUCAUCCAGCUGGUCUUGGGACCUCGAUGAAGAUCGCAGGCGUCAGGAGAAGUGGCAGGAAGAACAGGAGCGCCUCCUACAGGAGAAAUACCGGCGGGACCAGGAGAGGCUGGAGGCAGAGUGGCUGAGUUCCCAACAGGAUGCAGUGAACGCCAAAAAGUCAGCGAACCAGAACAACUUUGAGGUGACCCCUGGUGAUGAGAGGCUCACCAGGGCUCAGCAGCAUGUGAAUGGGUUAUCGAAGAAAACCAGAGAAGAAGAGCAGAGCCCUGAGGGACAGCUGAAAGAGUCGAGGCCAAAACUUCAAAGUACUGCACAGGGAGUGCAGAAUGACAAGAUUACUCAACAAGACUGGGCUGAUGGCUCAUGUGGCUUUGCUCAGCUGUCCCCUGCACACAGGACAAAGUCCUUGUCUUCCCCAGUAUUAGCUGGUCCUCAAAAGCAUUCAAGAGGGGGUCAGAGUAAAAGAAGAGGACUGUCUGUGUCCAAGGCUGAGCAAGAAAGGCAGCAGAUUUUGGAGGAGAUGAAGAAAAAGACUCAGCUUCUGACUGACAGCAGUUGGAUACGUCAGCGCAGCAGCAGCUUUUACAAGGAUCCUGUGACUGUUGGGCUUCCUCUGAAAAGAUAUGAGUCUCUGGAUAACCUCGAUUAUUUGCGUCAGCCCCAAUCCUCAACCGCUAGUUACCCUCGACCACGCUCAGCUGCCGCAGGUUACGUUACCCCAAGUAGGAAUGCGUCCUCACGUUACAGCACUGGAUCUGUAGUAUUCCAGAGAAAUCCAUCCAUGGAGUCCUGUCAUCAUGCCAGUGCGUGGGCUGCCGUCAACAUCUCGGAGGAACAGAGACUGGAGCCCAGGUUCGAAUACGAAACAGGAAGCCCUACUGUGAGCUCUGCUAUUUCCAGCUCAAGUACACUGGUGCAUGGUGCACCAUCCCCAUGUGACCAACUUGCUGUACUCCAGAUUGAAGAGUAAACACAAUGACAGGUAGUCUGAGUCCACCGCUGCUGAACAGAGGAAAAUUUAUCCACACAGCCAGUUCACCACUUUUGCUUCCUGGUCAUGAGUAAAAUAUUCUUUCAUACAGUCUUGGCAAAGUAGAAUCUUGACAGCUGCUUUUAAAUGAGAAACUUGGUACUUUGAUUGUCUUUCUUCUGCUAAUUUAUUUCCAGGUUAGAUUUAAUAUAUGAAAUAAAGAUAUGAUGGGAACUGUUUGAUUUGUGCCUUCAUUUUAAUGCUGGUGUCUUGAUUUCACAUCUGUGUGCUAUGUUAAAAUUGUCAGAUAUUUCUUGAAGCUGUUUGUGUAACUGGUAUGGAAAUUAAUUUUAACGUGUACUCUAAGCACUUUCUGUUCUGUUGUAAUGUCACCAAAUCUACACUGUGGUACACACUGGUGUGUGUAUAUAUAUAAUGCAUGCAUGUCUCACAUAAAAAUCAGCCUCUUAACUGAAAUCUUGUAAAUAAAGUGCACUGUACGGCUACAA